CUUUACAAAUCAAAACUUCAGAAUAUCUUCACCCUGUAUGAGGGGUACCUUCACUUUCUCAUUCCUGGCGGCUGCCGCCAUGUAUUGUUGAUCAUAUCUCGCUAUCGACCUGUGUUUUUUUCAAAACGGGUCUCUUGAUUCGUUCUUAUAUGAAGCAUAUGGCGAUUGGCUACCAAAUGACCAACUUCCGAAGAACAUUUGCUUCUUCAACCACAAACUUCGCAUAUAAAAGCAAGCAUUGCUAAUCGCAUCCAGAGGGUAGGAAGUGCUCUACCAAGUUGGAUUGCAUUGCUCAUGUCUCAAACGAAUCGUCACCAUGUCUGACAAGAAACCUCCGACUCCGCUUUCCCCUUCGACAAUAGCUUCUUCCAUUCCGAAAUCUCGACAAGGUUCUAUUGCUUCAGCCUCAUUUAUCCCUCCCGAAAUCGACCAAGAACAGCUCUCUCAGGCGCUUGAUAAGAUCCAUACUUCUGCUAAAGAGAGAGAUGUCCUGACAACAUUUAACGAUCUCGCACCCCCGCCCGACUUGGUUGCUGCUAAUGAAAGCAAAGGGCUUGCGAGUGAUAUCAUGCAAAAUGGGUUGAGUGGCCUAUAUUCUCGAUUUAAAGAGGCAGUGGGGGUUAGCGGGAAGGAUAAAUCUACAGCAACAACACCUACGAAUACUAAGGAGAGGGCCGACCCAAACGAUGGCGACACGGCGUCCAGGAAAAGCUCCAGCACUACUGCUACGGCGUCCAAAGUUUCCACCUCAUUGCUGCGCGCUGAUACCGCAGUCACUAGUUCAACCCUUAGUUCGAAUCUGUCCGACCCGAUGGCAUCUACUGUUUCCUCUGCGGGGGCGGCUAUGACCAGUGAAAGCCAAUCCCAGCAACCUCAGUCGACAAUGGCCUCGUCUGUCACAAACCUAGGUGGUGUCGCUACUUCGAAAUCCGCUUCCUCGAGCCGCCAGAGUAUACCGAAUAUGACAAAGGCAACGGCUACUAUUGCACCAGUACACGUCAGCGCUUUCAAAGAAGUACCUCGUGGCACGUCAACAAAGACUGAGGAUGGUUCGAGUAAGGGAAGUGCUAGGAAAAGCAGUGCUAAGACGAAUGACGGACAGUCCGCUGUUCCAGUCUCCGAUAUGCCAACGUUGCAUGAUAUGCCGGGGAACAAACGCGUUCCCACCCUCGACAAGAUCAACAUCCCUAAUCAUACUUCUAUAGAUGGAAAUAUUGAUUCACCUACUAGUCCUAUAAAGAGGUCAAAUGUUGCCUCUUCCGUUUCUACGGCCCCUAACCAUACUUCAUCCGACUCUUACGUGUUAUCUCAAUCCUCCGGGCCUUCCGCCAAGGACAUGGUUAGACGACCAGCUCUUAUUGACAGGAUCAGUUAUUCUCGGGCUCGCGGAGAUCUCUCAAGGUCCUCAUCCUUGUCACGAGGAACUACCGAGCAUAGUCCUAUAAGCACAUCUGCCCAUAACAGUGUCCAUCAUGAGUCGUUUGCACCAGCCCCUGAGCCCCAGCGGAUGAGAUCGGGCGAGUACAGGAUUCCCGGUACGACCGCGGACGAGGGCGCUCCUGAAAUAGUUAACGCCAAACUUGCCUCUAUGCGAAAACAGGUCUUAAGCAAGGACUUUUGGAUGGCUGAUGAGACUUGCAAGGAGUGUUUUUUGUGUGGUGCUCCAUUCACUGCCUUCCGCCGUAAACAUCACUGCAGAACUUGCGGUUGUAUUUUUGAUAGUGGAUGUACUUCCAUCAUCGGAGGCCAACGAUUUGGUGUCCAGGGGACACUACGUGUUUGUAACCCUUGCCUAAGCAUCAUUCUUCAAAGACAAGACGGGACGUUGUCGGAUGAUGAUUCGGCCGACGACUCGUUUCUUCCAACCAUUUUUCGCUCGAACCAAUCCAAGCGAGGAUAUUCACCAUAUUCGAGGGCCGAUCGAGACGAUGCUAGUUUCUCCGAAAGGACCGAGGAUUUUGACGAUGACAGUAGAUCACUAUCCGCUCCAAUGAUGACGAUUCCCGCCGCCAGACGCAUUGGGGAGUCUUCGAACCGUAACUCGGCCGUAUUAGAGAUUGACGUGCCACAGCUUAGUAGACCAAGCUCGUCUAGAUCUCUCAAGGCAGGUACAUCGGGCAGGCCCCAGUCUUCAGGUCAUAGGCGUCAUCAUUCAAAGCAUAACCUAUGGAAUCGCCUUAAAGCUUCGCCGGAGCAAAGGGCGCCAUUCCGAAAAUCAGUAAGGGAGGAAGCUGGUAGAAGAACGGGUUUACAUGCUUUCCAUGAUGACAAUGUCAUUGAUCCCGAUCUAGCACCAUUUAUGUCGGAUGAAUCUAGUGGCGAUGAGCAGAUGAGCAUCGCUGGAGCAAUGUCGGGAUCAGAUCUCUAUCAACCAGCGACCGAUUCUGAGAGGUCGAAUUUCGGCGCUUAUCUGAACGCCGGAAGGAAACUCAGAAGUCGGGGCCAAAUAGAGAAAAGCAUUAGUGGAGUGAGCUUCACUAGCCGCGGCCUCGACGAAUUUCACCCGAGAUCUUCUAGACGACGAAACUUGAGCAUUGCUAGUGGGAAUCACCUUCGCUCCCCUCGACCCAAAUCGUCUGCACUGAGGGGGCCGACUGGCUCAAGUGAAACUCUCCCAUUAUUUGACAACUCUGGCGGAUCUGGAUUACCACGUCUUACUAGAAGUUCGUCCAUGAAAGGAGAUAAAGAGCCCCGCUUAGAACUCAACCCUGCAAGCCUGUUGCACGUUCGAAAACUUCUACGGCAGCUCCUUCAAGACUCGGAUAUACCAAACGUAACGGCAUGGGAAAAGGCCCUAGUACCAGUACUCUUGAAAUGCACCUCAUCCGUGGAUCCAGACAUUAACGAUGGAGACGACAUUGACAUCCGACAUUACGUCAAGCUAAAGAAGAUACCGGGGGGCAGGCCUAGUGAUACCUGCUAUGUUCCUGGUGUCAUUUUUACGAAAAAGCUUGCAUUGAAGAGUAUGCCGCGCCGCAUGUCUAAUCCUCGUGUCGUAAUUGUUUCUUUCCCAAUCGAAUAUCAACGGCACCAGCAACAAUUCAUGAGCUUACAGCCAGUCAUCGAACAAGAGCGAGAAUUUUUGAAGCAGCUGGUGAAUCGAAUCACUGCUCUGCGACCUCAGCUACUGCUAGCCGAAAAAAGCGUAUCAGGUCUCGCAUUGCAAUUCUUGUCAGACGCAAAAAUUUCCGUAGCGUACAAUGUGAAGCCAUCUGUUCUUUCGGCCGUCUCCAGGUGUUUAGAGACCGAAAUCAUCUCUUCCGUGGACAUGUUGGCGCUUCCUCCGCAUCAGUUUCAGACAGGAAAGAGCACAAGCUACGAAGUGAAGACAUUUGUCAACGAAGAAAUUCCUGGUCGAAAAAAGACAUACAUAUUUUUGUCAAGUAAUCAGGAGGAGCUCGGAUGUACUAUCGCCCUAAGGGGAGCGUCUACGAGCAUUCUUUCAAAGCUCAAACGCAUAACCGAGUUUAUGGUAUACGUGGUAUACAACCUGAAACUCGAGUCCUGCUUGAUGCGUGAUUCGUUUAUUCAGCUUCCUACCAACGAAGAUAUGUCGAGGGAUCCCUCACAACCCGCCGAGGGAAGUAUGAUAUCGUUUGAUACAAGGGCGUCCGUCAUUGACGAUGAUGGACAGAGAAGCGUGCCUAAAUCUUCCCAGGACGAAAUACCUUCGAGUCAAGAAGAGCCUCCUUUGGAGAAAGCGGCCGAAGUGCUACCAAGUGAUACCGCACCACAAGAUCAACCACCCUUGCAACCGGCUCAGCCCAAUGACCGGGUGGUUUCUUUACACGAGUCGCAUCCUCGUUCUGUUCAUGACACCCCAGUUCCAGAGGACACUCCAAUGCCAACGUUCUAUAGUGAUAUGGUGGCCAAGUAUGAGACUAAGAUUCUCUCCGCGUCUCCGUUCGUCAAAUUCGCCCAACCGUAUCUACUUAUGAAAGCUCGGGAACAGGAAAGGAAACUGCUGCAUCUGAAACGAUUACGCGAUCAUGACGUGGUAGAUGAACAUGUGGAUGGUGAAAAAUCAAAUCCUCAAAAGUUCCAGCUCAUUAAGCCACAGAUGGUACUUGAAACUGACCACAAAGCGCCUCGACAAAUGAUGGAAAUACUUCAUGCGGUCCACGACGCUGAGUAUGACAAAGCCUUCUACAAUUAUCAGACCCAGACGCGCCAAUGGGAAAACUACAUCCAAAGCAAUAUUGGUCUAUUCGAACCUUAUGCGCAUCAGAACAUAGUUGUCCUUCAUUCGAUUAUUUGCACUGAAACCAAAAUUCCGUGCUUGGAGCCUACCUUAUUCGCUUUUGGUUUCUAUGAUGAGCACGUCGAUGAAAGCAGCGGCAUGGCCCCCGACUGCACGUUGGGACAAUAUAUCGAGGACGUCUGCUAUAGCGCCGAUACCAAUUGCACGGCUAAUGGAUGUGAUCGCAAGAUGUAUGAACAUCACCGAACGUACGUUCAUGGUGAAGCACGCAUCACUAUCUUCAUUGAGCAGGAUACUAGAGGUAGACUCCGCGGUGAAAAUAUCAUGAUGUGGAGCUACUGUAAACUUUGCAAGCGUGAAACCAGCGAGAUGGAAAUGUCAAAGGGGACUUGGAAAUAUUCAUUCGGAAAAUAUCUCGAACUAUCGUUUUGGAGUAGAGGUACCCAUCUUGUGAAAGAUGAGGAUGCCGAUGGCUGGAAUUGCCCGCAUGAUCAUCACCGAGAUCAUAUACGAUACUUCGGAAUCCAAGACAAGAUAGUUCGUGUUCAUUACGAUCCUAUUGAUCUCUUGGAGAUCAUCGUUCCCCGAGCUAGGAUUACUUGGAAUGUCGAACAUGACCUCAACAUGAAGAAUGAGAUAUUCACCAAUACCCAAGAACGAUGGACCCGGUUCACUAGUUCUGUAAAGGCCAGACUGAAAGUUAUCAAUACCGACAACAUCCUCUCGGAAAAGGCUGAGGCAUGUAAAGGAGAGGUUGAGCGAUUGUCAAAGAGGAUACAGGACGAUCAUACAUCACUUAUCCGGAAACUGCAGGAUAAAUAUAUGGCUUCCAAAUACUACGAGGUCAUUCCAUUUAAUAUCGUUCUUCGAGAGAUGCUCGUCAAGGUAGCCGAAUGGGAUGCCGCGUUUGCGAAAUUUGAAGCCGAUUUUCUACCCUCGGAUAAAGACAUUCGUAGGCUGACAAUGAUCCACCUUCGUAAGAUGUUUACGGAUGAAUCGAAAGAAUCUAAUAACGAGGCAACUGAUAAUGCCGAAGAAGGUACGCAGACGAGCGUACCGGAUAGCGAUUCGAGACCAGAUACUCAGCCAUCAGAACCCGUAUCUGAUUCUUCCCCACUUGACACAAUUCAAGAAAAGACUCCUCUAGACGCUCCGCCUCAAGAAGAAACUUUGGAGCGAGUAGAACCAUUAGAUCUUGCAACGCCGAAGUCACCUGUGUCUACGGAUCCUAUUCCGAACCAGCCAGAGAGCAAAGUCGUAAUCCCGCAAGCGUCACCGCCACUAAAUGCAAUUUCGACCCCAGUGCAGUCACCAGAGCUUGCGUCAAGUUCGGCUGUUGACCCCGCGCCACCAAUGUCGCUUAGUGAGCAAGUGAAGCAAAUUCGCCACCGACAACAGUCUUUGACGCUUGAGAACACAAAUGUAGCGUCUACUCUAGGAAAUGAACAAUCUAAGACAGCCGCAGAACCCUCGAAGAUGACAACGGAACGCGGUUCUUCUCGUAGGAUGGGAAUGAACGUGUCGCCGCCCAUGGUUCGCGCCUUAUCACAUCCAGUGAAUAGUAUGCCAACCCUGCCUCGGAUGCAUUCUACCGUUGUCGGAAAGAAAAUGUUCAGUGCCAACAAGGACAAGGAUAGAGUACCGUCCACCGAAGCACCAGCUGGGAACGAGCUCCGAAAGGUUUCAACAAGUGAAUCGGCUAAAGGGGAUAAGAAACUUUUUAGCAACCUUAGACCUCAUCGUAAAGGAAACUCAUCCUCUAUCCCACGUUUCGUCGGGAAGAAAGACUCGAGGGUUUCAACUAUUCGCAAACAUUUUGAGCAACUUAGUCGAGAAUUUGAAAAAGAACGCGAGAAGGAUCGAGAAAAGCGAAAACAAAAAAUGUCGCACUCGAGGCCUUUCCUUCAGAAUUCCCCGGCAAAGGCCAUAGUUGAGGUCUAUGAAGACGUAGACGAAGCUGUACAGGAAUCAGGGCCUGUUGAAGAUGAACAUGCUGCUGCUACAAGCCUUGUUGAUACCAAGCAUAUCAACAUAGCGGAACCAGCAGAUCCUUCAGCAGAGGUCAAGCCCGAGAAAGAGCGUCAGCAAUCUCCAAAAUAUGAUCUUAAUCAUAUUGAUGAAAUCAUGACAGAAGGCGAGACUGAUGAUCAAACCCACACUGCAAGCCUAGGUGCUACAGAUGACGAACAAGGAGAGAGCGAUAAUGAACCCUCGUUGAUUGACGGUACCACGCUAGAGGAGAUCGCUGAAUCAUUUGACUCCAGCACUGAUAUUCCAAUGGAACUGCCCAAGCAAGACAAGAAUAACUUUAUGAAAGUACUAAACGCGUUUUGGAACGAACGCUCUGCCAGCCAGUGGCCCGCGUUAGAAUAUCCCUUGAAUGCAACCGACCAUAUCUUCUGGGACUCUGAUAUCAUUAUUCGAGAAGAUGAGCCCAGCUCUUUGAUUGCGUUUGCUCUCAGUUCCGAGGACUACAAGGAGAAACUGAGGACCUUUUACGAAAAGAGCGGCAAAGACGACACAGCCUCGACUGGAGUAGAGGAUGACGCCCGAUCUGAGAUGCCCUCGGAUAUUGGAGAAAAUAUCACCGAGGAGCAAUUGGAGAGUAAACUUGUCCACACUACGAGUUGCCACUACAAGUACCAGUUCACCGAAGGGACAGCAAGAAUGUUUGUUAAAAUCUUGUAUGCAGAGCAAUUCGACGCCCUGCGACGAAAGUGUGGCGUCGCCGAUCGUAUUGUUGAGUCUUUGUCGCGGUGUCUAAAGUGGGAUUCUAAGGGUGGCAAGACGAAAUCGGUCUUCCUAAAGACUCAGGACGACCGGCUAGUAAUGAAGUCGUUGUCGCCAGUAGAGACCGCCGCGUUCUUAAAAUUCGCACCGGCGUACUUCAGUUUGAUGGCGGAGGCCCUUUUCCACGACCUACCGUCGGUGAUUGCCAAGAUGCUGGGAUUCUUCCAGGUCAGCAUAAGGAACCCGGUGACAAACACAGAAAUAAAACUUGACUUACUUCUCAUGGAAAACUUGUUCUAUGAUCGAGCGCCUACUAGGAUCUUUGAUCUAAAGGGAUCGAUGCGGAACCGAAAGAUUCAGUCGACUGGCGAACAGAAUGAGGUUCUCCUUGACGAGAACAUGGUUGAAUACAUCUACGAAUCACCACUUUUCGCGAGAGAACACUCAAAGAAACUCCUGCGCGUCUCGGUCUGGAAUGAUACGCUUUUCCUAGCCCGCCAGAACGUCAUGGACUAUUCUCUCAUGAUCGCCGUCGAUGAAACUAAGAAGGAGUUGGUCGUAGGUAUCAUUGACUGUAUCCGAACCUACACGUGGGACAAAAAGCUCGAAAGUUGGAUCAAGGACCGUGGCUUUGCAGGUGGUGGUCGCAAUAAGCCAACAGUAACCAGUCCUAAAGAAUACAAAUCGAGGUUUCGGGAGGCCAUGGCAAGGUACAUUCUCGAGGCACCCAACUGCUGGCACCAGUUCAAUUUGCCAAUGCUUGCGUCGGCGAGAGCACGAGCUGAAGCUAAUGCUGCAGGAAGGGAUGAAGCAGAUGCAGGUGGUGCAUAAAUGGCAUUUGUAUUUUGCGGACACAGUACGAGUGAUGUAUACUAGGGCAUUAUGAAACGAGUUUACGAGGCGUUUACUGAGAGGUUAUAGUACAAUGGACACAACGGCGCUCAGAGGGCAACGUAACUCUUCGAGACAGGGGUGUCAAUGAGGCAUGAGAUGAACGAAAGCAUAAUUUGGGGCAAAAAAGUGAAAAGGCAUUGGUUGGCUUUUGUUUCUUGCUAUUAACAGAUACCCUCUUAAUGACGAACAAUUUAGUCUUUAUCGUGUACUCGGGUCCAAUUUUUGAAGUUAGAGAGCGAAAUAAUUAAAUUUAUUGGCCACA
Annulohypoxylon truncatum is the source of this 8087-nucleotide messenger RNA. RefSeq lists its product as uncharacterized. The transcript is spliced from 4 exons. Gene Ontology annotation, cellular component: endosome membrane; fungal-type vacuole membrane. NCBI's taxonomy places the organism in Eukaryota, Fungi, Ascomycota, Sordariomycetes, Xylariales, Hypoxylaceae. The record is from RefSeq and is a predicted model, not a curated record. Gene Ontology annotation, molecular function: metal ion binding; 1-phosphatidylinositol-3-phosphate 5-kinase activity; ATP binding. The coding region runs from base 317 to 7762 and encodes 2481 amino acids. Gene Ontology annotation, biological process: phosphatidylinositol phosphate biosynthetic process.